Molecule: messenger RNA, 1787 nt
Organism: Carassius gibelio (silver crucian carp)
Lineage: Eukaryota; Metazoa; Chordata; Actinopteri; Cypriniformes; Cyprinidae
Product: extracellular calcium-sensing receptor-like
Exons: 5
Coding region: 1-1341 (446 amino acids)
Biological process (GO): G protein-coupled receptor signaling pathway
Cellular component (GO): membrane
Molecular function (GO): G protein-coupled receptor activity
Source: RefSeq, a predicted model, not a curated record
AUGCGCUUUGUCCGUGCGUUUGAAUUUGCCAUCGAGGAGAUCAACAACAGCUCUGAUGUCCUACCUGGCAUCACUAUAGGGUAUCAUAUUUAUGACUCUUGUGCCUCUGUGCCAAUGGCAGUCAAGGUAGCCUUUCAGCUUGCCAAUGGACUAGAUCUAAUAUUUAACGACACUGACUCCUGUACAAAGUCUGCAGCUGUUACAGCAGUAGUAGCAGAAUCUGGCUCCACACCAUCGAUAAGCAUUUCAAGACUUCUCGGUCCAUUUGAAAUUCCACAGGUGAGUCAUUACGCAACGUGCGCGUGUCUCAGUGACAAGCGGCAGUAUCCUACUUUUUUCAGGACCAUCCCCAGUGAUCACCAUCAAGCGGCAGCACUGGCACGGAUGGUCAAGCACUUCGGAUGGACGUGGAUCGGAGCUGUGCGCAGUGAUUCAGACUACGGGAACAAUGGCAUGGCAUCAUUCCUGAAAGCUGCGGAGCAGGAGGGAAUCUGCGUGGAGUAUUCUGAGGCCUACUACAGGACCCAGCCGCGCAGCAAACUAAAAAGAGUCGCGGAUGUCAUUCGUAGAUCAAUGGCUCGUGUAAUAGUUGCCUUCCUGGCCUCAGGUGAUAUGAGAAUCCUUUUAGAAGAGUUGAGCCAGCAGCCUCCUCCCCCGAUGCAGUGGAUCGGCAGCGAGGCGUGGGUUACAGAUCCAGAAAUGCUGCGGUUUAAUUUGUGUAUCGGUGCUAUAGGCUUUGGAAUCCCGCGGUCAGUUAUCCCGGGGUUUCGUAAUUUUUUACUUGACCUGUCUCCACAACAAGCACUGAAAUUUCCCCUGCUGACAGAAUUCUGGGAAAGUUCAUUCAGCUGUAGUCUAAAACGGCAGACAGGUUCUUCUACUGGGAUGCGAGCAUGUGAUGGUACAGAAAACCUGCGCGCUUUACAGAACCCGUACACAGACACAUCACAGUUGCGGAUCACUAACAUGGUGUACAAAGCCACAUACGCUAUAGCGCAUGCCCUCGAUGCUGUCGUCUGUAACAAAAAACAUUGUGACAAAAACGUGAAAGUUGAACCGCGGCAGGUGCCUGUGUCUGUGUGCAGUGAUAGCUGUCCUCCAGGUACGAGGAAAGCUGUGCAAAAAGGAAAACCUGUCUGCUGUUAUGACUGCAUUAACUGUGCUGAAGGAGAGAUCAGCAAUGAGACAGAGUCAUUAAGGAUCCAGCUUGUUCUUGAAACAUUGAAAGCGCACAAGUGGGAGAGAGUGGAGAGGAUGGCGUCAGAAAGGACCUGGAGCUGGGACUCUUUCAAGGAUCACCGAAGCACAACCACAGUAUAUGCACAAGGCUGUUGGGUCUAAAAUUUUAAAGUCCCCUGCCUUAAAAAUCACAUGCCGCAUUCCACAUGGUUUAAAAAGACACAGUCCCCCCCUCGGGGUGCCCCCUCUAAGGUUGGGCUCUUGGAAUUGUCCCAAUCUUCCCUCCCGUUACAGCUUCCCUGGUUGAAGGUUCCCUUCUCACUGUUCAGCAAAUUUUACUUUGAGAUACAUUACCAAAAUAAAAGAUCAACUGGUUCCAGUCAUAAAGGUACAAGGGUUUCUCUUGCAAGUGCUGCAAAAAAUAUGCAUUUAUAUGCAAAAAUAUUCAAAAUUGUUUGACAAAAAUCUUUAAAUAUUAUUGAAUUUGAAUUGUUAUUCUACAUGUUUUAACAAUACGUCCAUGCAUACUCUGCAAAAUAAAGUUUAGGAUUAUUUUCAUCUGUUUUAUACAAUAUGUUUCCAAAAUAAAACUGCUGUGUUACAAUUUU